Molecule: messenger RNA, 2625 nt
Organism: Pochonia chlamydosporia 170
Lineage: Eukaryota; Fungi; Ascomycota; Sordariomycetes; Hypocreales; Clavicipitaceae
Product: VTC domain-containing protein
Exons: 4
Coding region: 1-2625 (874 amino acids)
Source: RefSeq, a predicted model, not a curated record
AUGGAUGAUGAAAAAGGAACGACGAAGAAGAAGAAGGGCUUCUUUGGCGGUAUUCUGCGCACAAAGAGUCUUGCGUCAAAGGGUCUCAAGGCCUUUAGGGACCGAGGAAGCUCCUCUUCAGAUGAGGAUAAGGUGAAACAGGAUAAGGCGACAUCGCGACAGGCACCUCCUAAUGAAGCGCCCGGCAAGGUUAGGAAGGCGCCGAAGAGACCGAAUGGUAACGGCUUUGAAGCGCCGCGCAAGCCUCAUGGUGAUGCGCAGAGACGAGUCAACGGUGAUGAGGCACCUAGGCGGGUCAACUUUGAGAACAGUCCGCGAAACGGAGGUGACGCUCCUCGAAGGGUUGAUAUUGGCGACGUCCAGCGAAACGGGGGAGACCAUGCGCCGCGGAAAAUGAAUGGGAAUAGCAAUGUCCCUCCGCACAAGGCCAGUCGGACGAGUAAACCUGCGCCGGCUCCUGUGGUGGAAGAACCACGACCUUCGCGGAGACGCCCGCGACGUUCAAAACCCGAAUCAGAAGGUGUUGACGAAUAUGGUAGUCCAAAUGGGGGACGACACAAGAACGGCGUUCAAGAGGACAGAGUUGAAACGCCGCCGCCGCCGGUAUUGACAGAAUGGCCGCCACCAGGAUUACCUGAUGAUGAGGAAUUACCACCCCAGCAUGCCAUGGAACUUAUUGCCCGUGGGGCACCAUUGUAUAAAGGGCACAAGAGAGCUAUUCCACAUGCACCAGAGCAUUACUACGCCUUGUACGCGACAACAUCGAGCAGUCGACCUGACGACUCGGACGCCAUAAGUCUCCAUGACUCCAUGUCCUCGCUCAUGACACUACGCCUUCAGGGCCCAGGCAGGCCGUCUGCACCCUGGGAGUCAUUAGAACAACCCAGCUGCGCAUUCUUAUACGGCCAACGACCAGGAACUAUAACCCUCAACCAAUGGGUAUCCAUGUCGUCUUCCCUUCCGCCGAGCAUCGCCCUUCGAGACUCGGGUGUCCUCCCGCGCAGCAUGGACCUGUCCCGCAUUUUGGAGCGCCUAAAAGAACUUCAAGCAGGCUUGGAAGACGACGACGAGAACCUCUUGUACAGGAUUCUGUACAAGCGGAUGCUUCGUGACCCGGAGCGCAUCCUCAACCCGCACAAGACUCUUGAUAAGCAAAUAACCGAUUUGCUGCUCGUCUUGUCGCGGCCGGACUGGAUUGACUUUACAGAACCAAAGAACCAGGUCGUUACGAGAUUUAUAUUCAACCCGGAGGAUAUCAAUCCUGAUGUGUAUCGCAAGUUUUUCCACCAGCUGCUGCUGAGUUUGGAGCUGGAUUUGAGGAUCCAUUCGAGGAGCCAUGGGGAGUGGGCGAGGGAGAGGCUGUUGGGUCAGAUUCCGCCGACUAUUCGGUGGAAUUUGGCGUUGGCGAGGAGGUGGAGGGAGCAUGUGCGGGUUGAUGGGUUUGGGGGGACGCCGGAACAGACAAAUCUGCGGUACAAGUUGAAAAAGAGACAGGUCAAAGUUCUGAAGCGGUUCGCCCAAGCCAUGAAGUGGCCGAAUUUGAAUGCCACCAUGGAGAACUUGAGGGUUCACGAUGAAGAGUUUCGUUUAGACGCAAUUAGCUCUGACGCUUUUGCAUUCUUUAGCGGUCUCGUACUACCGGGACCCACAUUCCCGUUCCUCAUCAUGAACACCCUCAUCGACCUGGAUCCCGACUCGGCAACCGACGACCUCGCUCUCCUCUCCCACCUCCACCCGCAAAGCGGCUUCCAGUACCGUAAUAGCCAUACAUACUGGUCAGCAAGCUGCAUUGUCGGCAAAGUCCUCGCCCCAACAUGCCGCAGCGUAGCAGGCUGGAUCGGCCCAGCCCGGCCAACCAGCGAUCUGGGCCGCUCGCAAAUCGCACGCAUCCGCACCCGCCGCCCCAAACAGAUGGACCGCCGCAUGAGCCCCUCGGACGUGGAGGACAUGAAGGACAGAUCAGACCCCCUCGGCCCUACCGCCCAGUCCUACCCCAUAGACGAGUACACCCUCGUCGUGCCGGACGAAGAGUCCCUGGAAGUGGACACGGUGCGCAUCGAACUCGCGGGUUUCAAGCCUGUCGUCACAAUGGCCGACGAGGCAACCUCCAAUCCUGGCCCGCGGCUGUUCGACGCAACCGUGCAGUUUGCCAUAGACGGCAUGUCCUGGCCCCUGAGGCUCAUGUACGAUGUGUCCUUUGUGAUGGCCUGGCCGUGCUCGCAGCCCCCGCACCCGCUGUUCUUCGACUACGUGUACCGCGUGGUCACGGCGGAUGAGGUUGUCCGCGUGAGGGAUUGGGGAGGCCUGUAUUACAAGAAUCUGAGGAAGGGGUCUACCAGUGCGAGGUCUAGUCCUGCGCCGCCGCUUCUGAAUAUGGGGUAUGACGAGGACUUUGAUUUUAUUGAUGAUGAUGGCGAUGACGAGAAGGUGCUUGUUGUGGAGGCGUAUGGGGUGGCGGACAAUGAGGUGUUGGCGAGGGCGUGGUGCUCGCAUUGGGGGUUGAGUGCUGUGGUGGCUGAUAUACGGAAGACAUGUAUGGCGUGUGCUAUACGGGAAGCGUAUGCUGCUACGAUUACGGUGGUUAUAUUGGUUGAUUCGCGGUGUGAUGGGGAGUUGGAGCCGUGA